UGGAGCGCGGGCAGCGAGCCCAUGAGCGGGGCGGCGCUGGUGGGCUACAGCGGUAGCAGCGGCUCCGAGGAUGAGGAGUCGGGCGGCGCCGGGGCCGGCCCAACAGCUUCCCGCCUUCCGGUGCCAUCCAGUGUGUUAAACAUGUUCAGAGACCAAGAGGAGGAGGUCGUGGAUGACAGCACCAAGCAUGGCGGCCGUGUGCGCAACUUCCCGCAUGUGCGGGGCAAUUGGACAACAUAUGUCUAUAUGCCGUAUGAAGCCUCAGAGGAUUUCCUGGAGUUGCUGGAGCUCCUUAUUUCCCAUGCUCGCACGUAUGCUGUGUCGCUCACUGCCAUGGAGGAGUUUCACAUCAGCCUCUCGCAAAGUGUGGUGCUGCGUUAUCAUUGGAUAACCCCCUUUGUGCAGUCUCUCAAGGAAUACCUGGCCACUGCUUACAGGUUCUUCUGUACAGUUGACCAGGUGAAGGUUUACACCAACCAAAACAAAACCAGGACCUUUGUAGGCUUGGAGGUCUCUUCUGGACAUCCUCAGCUGUUGGAGCUGGUCUCAGGGGUGGACAGAGUUAUGGAGGAGUUUGAUCUCCCAACGUUCUACAAGAACCCCUCAUUCCAUAUCAGCCUGGCUUGGUGUGUCGGAGACCUGACUGACAGGUUGGAAGGGCAGUGUCUCCAGAAGCUUCAGGAGAUUGUGGAUGGGUUUGAGGAUUCUGCAUUCCUACUACGAAUCCAGUGGGAGCAAAUCCGCUGCAAAUCCGGGAACAAGUUGUUCUCCUUUCCCUUGAGGUAGGGAGCAGGAAAACCACAUAUUUCAGCUGCCCCAAUGCCUGGUCUCUGCUCCUGAGACAAGAAAUCAGUGCUGCACUGUGCAACUGGACAAUCUGAAGAUUCACAUGUAUCCUGAGUUGCUGAUCUCUGCUCAUCAUCCCAAUGGAGUUUGGAAGCUCAAGCCAGCCUGCUUUUAGUUUAAGUUGCUGGCCCAGAAUGUGGAUAUUUGCACUAUGAUUCCUCACAGUUGCUGUUAGCUUGGGGUGCUGUUCAUGAGCACAGGUAGCUUAGGUUUUCCUAUAGUUGUCAGAUAUACUGUGGGGAUUUUUAAGCCUUAUUUAUCUUCUGGUGAACUGAAAAUGUGGGAGGGCAUUUGCUAAAAAGAAGAAUGUAGGGCACUGCAUUACUAAGGGGAUAUAGAGCAUAGUUGCUGUACUGAGCUAGGAGCUUUUAACAGCAAGAUGAGGGUUGCUGAGUUUUAUCAUUCCCAUGACAGACAGUCACAGCAUCUCUGUGCAUGUAGUUGAUUGGAAUAGGUUCCCUUAUAAAGCUUUAUUUUUUUUCUACUGUCAAUGCUGUAGUUGCUAUAUGGAUGCAAUUCAGCAUCUAAUCCUCAUUUCAAAUUGAUGUGGGAUUAGAGCUGGCAAAGAUAUGGAAGUUCCAUGACUCAGUGCUAGUCAGUGUGAGUCCAGGGUGGAAUUAAUGGGAAGUGUUCAGUUUAAACUGAUCCACAGACUCUCUGAAGGGUGAGGAAGGGCAAAGGCACAGAUUUCAAGAUUUUUCCCUGGGAGCUCUCUCUAAUAUGAAUCCUACUGUUAUACUGUAAAGUGUCCAAAAGAGGGCAAUGUUGGCUUUCAUCACCAAUCCUUUACAGCAGGAAACUGCAGAUAGAAGAAUGUGGUAGCCCUAUGAUCAUCCUGGAGUCUAGUGAGCUUGCUGCUGUUUAGUUCCGUUUGGGUGCACCAAAAACAUUGGUGUCCCGGGCUAACAUUAACUUUCAGCCACACUGUUUGUCUUCAAAAAAGCAAUUUUUUUGUAACAACAGUUCUGGAUUCUCAUCUGAGCCUCAGUCACUGGGAAAUCCCCUACAGGCAAUAUAUUUGUUCUGAGAUGAUGGGCUUUUGCCUCCCAGGUAUUGUGGAUGGAGGUUGGUAUGCUGUCCAGUAUCUUUUGCUUUGCGUUUAUCUAUUAAAA
Molecule: messenger RNA, 1958 nt
Organism: Gavialis gangeticus (Gharial)
Lineage: Eukaryota; Metazoa; Chordata; Crocodylia; Gavialidae
Gene: USB1
Product: U6 snRNA biogenesis phosphodiesterase 1
Exons: 7
Coding region: 22-786 (254 amino acids)
Biological process (GO): U6 snRNA 3'-end processing
Cellular component (GO): nucleus
Molecular function (GO): 3'-5'-RNA exonuclease activity
Source: RefSeq, a predicted model, not a curated record